CUGGUAUCUAGCAGAAUUUGGAGUUGAGAAGGGAUACUUUUUGUUGGUCGACAGAAUGCCGGAUCAUCUGAGUGACGAAUACAGCAUUCUUGAGCUGAUUACAUGUUGCUUGGGUCAACUGAGUAGUCAGCAAUAA
This is a messenger RNA of Acaulospora colombiana, 136 nucleotides long. NCBI's taxonomy places the organism in Eukaryota, Fungi, Glomeromycota, Glomeromycetes, Diversisporales, Acaulosporaceae. The record is from the annotation of a GenBank genome assembly.